AUGGUCAUUUGGUUCUUUGAAAACAAUCAUUUCGCCAACGCGUGGAUACCCUUUGAUAGAUCAAACCAAAAGAAGCUGGAAUACGUAUAUCGGCACCAUGAGGAGAUUAUUCAAUUAUGGAAUCAAAAGCAGAACGAUACCAUCUCUCCACUGACAGCAGACACACUUAUAGACUCGGAUGAGGAAGACGACUCGAUUCAUCCAGAAAUCCAAUAUGAUCACAACUGCAUAUACAUCAACUUGAAGGAUUCGCAUUUCGAACAUACCAUCACACUGUACCCAACCAUGCUUUUAGGUUCUUUACCUGAUAGAGACAUAUUAAUCAUUAGAGCAGAAAUGAUGGAUCAUAAAAACAAUAAAUAUUUAUUGGAGUGA
Molecule: messenger RNA, 375 nt
Organism: Mucor velutinosus
Lineage: Eukaryota; Fungi; Mucoromycota; Mucoromycetes; Mucorales; Mucoraceae
Exons: 1
Coding region: 1-375 (124 amino acids)
Source: RefSeq, a predicted model, not a curated record